Messenger RNA from Penicillium pulvis, 1182 nucleotides. RefSeq lists its product as uncharacterized. Bases 1 to 1182 code for a protein of 393 amino acids. The transcript has 5 exons. The record is from RefSeq and is a predicted model, not a curated record. NCBI's taxonomy places the organism in Eukaryota, Fungi, Ascomycota, Eurotiomycetes, Eurotiales, Aspergillaceae.
AUGAAUCUGUCAACAACUAUCGCAGAGCUCUCACCCCCGCCGGCGGGGGUGGAUCUCUCCCAAGACCAAAAUCUUGGUAAUAAUAUCGCCAUCAUUGUCGUGUGUGCUUUAGCAGCGAUCGUUCUACCGAUACGCAUCUAUGUUCGCAUCCGUACUAAUAAGACGCUGCGAGUCGAUGACUGGAUUAUGAUUAUUGCCAUGGCUCCCCUCGGGGCAUUAUUCGCCAUUAAUUUCGUCGCCGAUCACUACGGACUCGGGAAACAUGUUUGGCUCUGUACAGUCGGGCACAUGAUCACCAUGAAAAAGAUGCUAUUCGUAUCCCUAGUAAUCUAUAAUUUCGAACUCUGCAUGAUCAAGAUCUCAAUCCUUAUGUUCUACCGCCGCGUCUUCGGCAUGAAUCCCCUCAACUGGCUAGCUUGUUUCUUCGCUAUCGGCUGGUUCAUCGGAUGCACCGUCGCCCUUUGCUUUGCGCCCGCGCCAAUCUCAUAUUUCUGGACACAAAUUGCCGAUGAGACAGGCGGACAUUAUCGAUACAGUUUUUAUAACUAUUAUAUCGGCAACGCUGCUACGAAUGUGGUUUGCGACUUCCUCGUUAUGGCAGUUCCGAUCCCAAUUGUUUGGCGGUUGAAGAUGCGUGUUGCGCAGAAGAUUAUGGUCUCUCUUGUUUUGCUCUUGGGAUGUUUUGUCUUUGCUGCAAGCGUCAUCCGAAUUCACUACUUAACAAAAAUCAAAGGUGAUGGUCUUAUCGACAUAACCUGGACCAUAGCACCAGUAUGCCUCUGGUCUACGAUCGAACCUUGUAUCUCAGUGAUUGGCUCGUGCCUUCCAGCAAUGCAGCCAAUCGUGCAAUGGGCACUUCAACUCGAACACAACUACUACAUUCGGAAACAUAUGCCUUCUCGAGCAAGGGGUUCUAUUCGUGAGAUCUUCCACGGGACUGGAGCUAGUAUGAACGCGAGUAGCAUGGAACGCAGUAUUACACCUAUCGAUUCCUUUGGUGGUAAGAAGGAGGAUGAUGUUGUUAGGUUAUUUGCUCAUGCUGCUCGGGUUGAGGCUAGUCCCGAGCCUGAUCGGGAUUUGAAUCCCCUCGAGGAAUAUCUGGGACUGAAUUAUAUUCGGGUUCAGCAUGAUGUCGAGGUUACGAUUGAUCGGAAAAGUGAAAUUGGAUCUGAAUCAUGUUGA